AUGGUCUUAAUGGCUUCAUUAUCAUCUUUUUCCCACGCCCUUACACUUAACGGCCUCCUAAUAAACGUCGUCCAAGUAACGGGUGUCCUACGUUGUUCCCUUAACGGAAACCUAAACGCUCCUCCACUCUCGCGUGUCACCGUUCACUUAGCAUGCGACGGCACUGACAUAGCCCAAACCGUCACAGACCAAGCCGGAGCAGUCGCCAUCACGAACACACUCCCCUCCGGGAAUAACUUCGAUCUACAAAGAUGUCUCGUUAGGGUUUAUCUUCCGGUAGCCUCCUGCUCAGUCUUCCCGCUCAAUGGUGUCCUCACAGCUCCCCUAAGCCUGGUUCACGUCAUCCCGUCAACUCUAGGAAAUGUAGCCUGUCUGACCAUUGGAUUCGUACGUCUUGGAUGA
Messenger RNA from Microthlaspi erraticum, 402 nucleotides. NCBI's taxonomy places the organism in Eukaryota, Viridiplantae, Streptophyta, Magnoliopsida, Brassicales, Brassicaceae. The record is from the annotation of a GenBank genome assembly.